AUGGAUCCUGGGCUCCUAGCCGAGUUCAAGCAGUUCCUAGCGUUCAGAGCAAUCUGCCACAAGCUCAAUGAAUCUUGGGGUUCAACACUUGGCCAAUUAGAGACUAGUAGUAGCAAACCCAACAAUAACGGCUUCCCCAAGAAGCGUUUAGAGCUUGAAAACACAUACACCUGGUCCAGUCCUAAUUCCAAGAAACAGCCCAAAUCCGUACUUGAGCAUAGUACAACCCCCCGCGCUUUUGCUUGGCGCAACAAGCAGGCGAGACAGAACUGCCUGUUAUCCCCCACUCCACCUCCUAUUCCCACCCCUUCUCCUGAUGCAACACCAGCUCCCUCCAACUCCCGCAAACGUGGUUGCUCCCCAUCCCCUGUAUCAGGACCAUCCAAGCGUCGCCAAACCAACAACGACCACAGCAACGCACCACCCCACCCAUACAACACUUGCAAAACGUCUUACAAAAAUUGA
This is a messenger RNA of Rhizoctonia solani, 465 nucleotides long. RefSeq lists its product as uncharacterized. Lineage: Eukaryota; Fungi; Basidiomycota; Agaricomycetes; Cantharellales; Ceratobasidiaceae. The coding region runs from base 1 to 465 and encodes 154 amino acids. The record is from RefSeq and is a predicted model, not a curated record. The transcript has 5 exons.